Paramuricea clavata is the source of this 5865-nucleotide messenger RNA. The record is from the annotation of a GenBank genome assembly. Lineage: Eukaryota; Metazoa; Cnidaria; Anthozoa; Malacalcyonacea; Plexauridae.
UUUUUUACUCAACAACAUGGCGACCGACAAAGGAGCGACGACUAAAGAGAUGAAUUUGAGUUCAACGACUUUAUUUGUGCGGAAUUUACCUUUUGUGUAUGAUAACAAAGAAUUAGAGAAAGUUUUUAGCGAAGUGGGACCUGUGAAAAGAUGUUUUGUUGUGAAAGAUAAAGGUACACUCCCGAGGAAAUGGUCAAAUGGCUUAUUGCAUUUUUUAUCCGUACACCCCCUGUUGAGGACACACUGCAUAAAUUCUCCUACCCCCCGGAUUUCCAAGUAAUUUUUUGUCAGAAGCCCUGGAAAAAUGUGGUUUGUAGAAGGGGGUGCCUGGAAUUCCAAUUGUGUUUAAUCAAUGACCCUUGGAAAUUCAUUUUUUUUCCGCAUGACUCUGGAAUUCCACUGUCAGUAAGUUGAUCUCCCCUGGAAUUCCACUGUCAAUAAGUUGAUCUCCCCUGGAAUUUCCAGUUCCGGUAUCAUUAUUUUAUCCCCUUUCCCAGAAUUUCCAUGUAAAUCUUAUUAUUUUGACCCCCACCCACUGGAAUUCCAGGGUUAUUUCGACCCCCACCCACUGGAAUUCCAGGUUGGUUUGACCCCCACCCACUGGAAUUCCAGGGUUAAAUACAAGAGGCAUCCCCUGGAUUUCCAAGGUCCUCAACAGGGGGUGUACGGAUAAAAAAUGCAAUAUGCCAAUGGCGGAAUACAGAAAGGCAGAAAGCUAUUUUAUAUAAUAUUUUGCACUGAGUCUGAGUUUUAUUAAAUUAAGCAGCGGCUGCAAACGAGGUAGAAAUAGCUUCACGCUCAUGGGAAAAUACACAUGCAGGAUCAUUUAAAGUAUACAAUAUUACAAUCCCCAAUAAGACAGCGUCACAGCGCUUAUAUUAUAGAACUGCCUCUUUUUAUAUACAUUUCUUUUGUUUUUGUACUGGGAUUAGUGGGAUAGCUGAAAACCCUCCCUACCACCUUCGGAUGUCCUAAUAUACUUACUAUUAUAGAUCAGAAAAAACUUUUCUUUGUCUCUGAACCACAGAAAUUUCCUCCUUGAGGCCAGGGUGUAUAAUUUUUUUCUGGAACAACCCAAUUAGCCUUUUUCACACUACCAUUUUUGGGUGGGUUAGCACUAUUUCCCAUCCAGCAAACCACCCUAUCGAUUUUCUAAAGUCGGUUUUUUUAAAUUUUUUUUAUUAAUUUGGUUAGGGUUAUAGGGUUAGGGGUUAGAGAAGGGGUAGGGUUUGGUUUAGUUACAUAGCCAUUUAACACCUCUUCUAUCUUCCAAAAAUGACGUCAGGUCAGUUUGCUGGAUGGAAAAUAGUGCUAACCUUUUGGGUGGCUUUUCAGCCAAAGUCUGCAAGAUAAAUCCACAUAUCAGCGACUUUUGAUAAUUUUUUUGGACAAUUGAUGGUAAUUAUUCAUUGAGCGUUCUCUGACUUCAUAUUUAUUUCUACGAGCUUUUGGCUAUCAGUCUAUAGCCUUUGAUGGGUGUAUUUGUAUACACCCGUCGAAGGCUAUAGACUGAUAGCCGAAAGCUCGUAGAAAUAAAUAUUAAGUCAGAGAACGCUCAAUAAAUAAUGUUUCAACCUGGCUACGCAUCUUCUAUUUUUUCAAUUGAUGGUAAAUGUGCUUUGUAAAUGGUUAGUUUAUUUUGAAUGGUAAAUUUGCUUUGUAAAUUGGUUAGUUUAUUUUGAAAAAUUGCUUUUCACAUUGUUUAACUAUUUGCAUUGGUUAACGAGAAUUAGAUGCCACCCAAAAAUGGUGGAUAUUUGUUAUUGUGAGAGAGGCUAAUUUGUCCUUCCACUCUCAAAGAACAGGCAAACAGAUUAAGAUUUAGAUAAUCUCAUUCUGAUCAGAACUAUUCAGUUGUUAUGUCUCCAAUCUUUUUCACAGCUAACCCUAUCAAAUGUAGAGGAUUUGGUUACGUCACAUUUGCCCUGAACGAGGAUGCAAUCCAGGCGCAACAAAAGAUACGUCAAAUCAAUGGCAGAAAGUUAUUCAUUACAUUCUCCAAUAAAAAACCAAGACACAUUCAGAGAGGUCAUCCUGAAAAGAAGAAUGAUGAAGCUAAAGGCAGUAUGAUAGUUUGGUUUAUUCAACUACUGUUAUUGACAGCCUUGUUAUCGACAGCUUUCGCACAAAAUUUUCACAGCUGUCACUGAGGUGUUAUAAUAUGUAAUAUUGUCAACAGAAAUUAUGAGUCCAAACUUGAGAAUAAUUUACCCCUACCAAACACUAGAUCACGCUAAUCUAUAUCUGAACAGCACUGCAUUGAAAUCACAUGACUACAGAUUCUAUUUCUGCCAAUGGUUGGCCAAUGCAAUAUAUCGAUAUUUUUGAAAUAGAUAUCAAUGAAAAUAGCAAAGAUACACAACAGUUACUGAUAUCUCAUUAUAUAUGUAAUUAUUAACUGUGAUGUAAUUGAGUAAAUGAUGUCACAUGGUUACAAAAAAAAAUAUCUCAAGAACUAUAAGCAUGGGAACAAAAAUCUUCAGAAGAAGUUACUUCACAGAUUACAGUUUUAAGAGUAUUUAAGAAAAUAAAAAUUUUAAUGACAGUGCCACUUCAACAUUUUUUUCUCCACAGGUGAUAACGAAGACAACAAAAACAUCGAAAAUACCCCAAUGGAAACAUCCUCUUCCACUACGUUCCAACAGGCUGACAAACCAAAACACAAACCCAAAUCAAAACGAAGUUCUGCAAUGAGUGAUGAUGGCCGAACAGUAGUUCUAACCGGCUUUUCUUCAACGUUUAAAAUAAAACAACUUAAAAAAGCCUGUAAAAAGAAUGGGGAAAUCGAACAGUUCAUUUUCCCCGUCGAAAUGGACUCACAACCGACUGCACAUGCCAUUUAUAAAUUGCACAAAGACGCCAGAAAGGCAGCGAAUAAUCUGAACGGGAAAACAGUAAAAGGCGAAGUGUUAAAUGCAGUUUUGCGGUCGAAAAAGGACAAAAAUUUGUCGCAGAAAUCGCUUAAGAAGAGUCGAUUAAUUGUUAGGAACCUGCCUUUCAACUGUAGCAAGGAGUUGCUAGCCAACAAAUUCUCAAAAUUUGGUGAAAUUUCAGAAAUUGUGCUACCCACAAAAACAGUUGGGAAAAACAAGAAAAAACUUGGAUUCGCUUUCGUGCAGUUUCAGAACGUAUUUGAUGCGGCAAAAGCGUUGGAGAGCAUGAAUCAGAAAGAAAUCAAAGGUCGACCUAUAGCAGUGGAUUGGACAUUACCCAAAAAGAAAUACGAGUUGCUGAAAGUUAGCGAAGAGGUGCCCAAAGGUAAAAUCGCGAGAUUUAGUCCGGCUUUUGACAAGGCAGCAUUUCAAACCUUGACCCUUGUAUCUCUCUGCCCUGCCUUGCAAGGCCGGAUUUUGGUGGAAAUAGUGGGGGAGGUGGUGCAGCGGUCUAGCUUACGAGCCCCAUGGGAAGUUAGAGCUUAGAACGGGCUAAAGUCAACGAAGUGAUGUUUGCAUGUAGUGUACAUAUGGAUCAGUGUAUUAGUGAAUUAUGACUGUGCAACUCAUCCAAUUUUGUCCUUCAUUACAAUUACUACAAAGUUUCUUUCAAAACAUUGCAUUACAUGUACUUGACACAGAGAUGAAUGUAUAACACUGUUUCAAUUUUACAGAAAACCCUAAGCAACCAAAAAGUCAAAUUUUCAAUUUGAUCUAUUAUUGAAACUUUCCCAAGGGGAGAUGCAUGACUUUUCAGGGGAGGUGCAAAAAUUAUCGGGGGAAGUGCGCACCUGCACACACCUCCCCUCAAAUUCCGGCCAUGCUGCCUUGGAGUAUUGGUGACAAUGUUCAUGUAGUUUUUACCUCUUGAUAAUUGAUUAGAGUUUGAUUUCUGCAAUAUGCCAUGCGAGCGCUUCCAGUUUGACUCUACCAAACCGACCUCAGGUUUUCUCCUGUUUUUUUACUCGAACAACAAUUUAGAACUGAUAUAAAUAAAGUUAGCUGAAGUUAGGUUUCCUCCUACAGUAACACUGAUAGUGAACAACUCUGACUGAUAUAAAGUUUAUUCGUUCACUGCAACCAGGUAUAUCAAUCAUGUUUCGCUCGCUACUCUGACUGAACUUCUAGGAAGAACGUCUUAAAAUUGAUGGAGCUGUCCAGUCUAAACAAUAUAAAGUUUUCUGUUAUAAAGAUAGUUUACAUUCAUUUAAUCUCUGUACUAGAUGACGAAAACAAGCAGGAUGAUGACAUAUCAGAAAAAUCUGAAGAAGAACCCAGUGACCAAGAUGGUUCUGUGGAUGGUAAUGCUAAUGAUGGCGAUGAUGGUGAUGAUGGUGAUAAUGGUGAAGAUUUUGAUGAUGGUGAUGAUGAUGAUGGUGGUAGUGAAGGUGAUGGUGGUGAUGAUGAUGGUGGUAGCGAUGACGAAAGUCCGAAGAAGAAGAAACGAAAGCUUCGCGAUGCACGGGAAGGCAAAACUAUCUUCAUUCGAAAUCUGCCGUUCGAUGCGAGCGAGGAAGAAAUUUGUGGCAUGUUUGAAAAGUUUGGUGAGAUAGCUUACUGUAAGAUUGUCGUAGACAGUGUUACUGAGCACAGCAGAGGAAGUGCGUUUGUGAAGUUUCAGGAGAAACAGAGUGCUGACGAUUGUCUGAAGAAACAUGGUGAUGAGAAUGAUGGCAGUGAGGGUAAGAAUAAAACAUGUCUGUAGUGAACUUUUCUGUGUUGGUGUUAUCAGGGACGCCAGAACUGGGGGCAGGAGGGGCAGCCGCCCCCAUUGCCCUUUACCAGGAGGGGCAGGGGGGGGGCAAAAGUGUCCUUUCAAUUUAAAGGAUUGCCUCGGCGAAAUAGCGAAUUGUCAGAAAUGUUAGUGCAAUUCUUUUACGAAUUUGCUUCAGAAAACGCAAGAAAUGCAGUCAUCGAGCUUCAAGAAUAGCACAAUCGCCUGGCGGAGAACCUCCUCACACCCCUAUCAUCCAAUAAAUAGAAAACAUAAUUAGGCGAAGUUCAACUCUCGAUGUUUUGCAAACAUCUCUUAGUAUAUAUCAAUUCAAAAGUGCCCUUUCACGAAAAUCUGCCCCCCUUGCCUUCACAUCGUUCCGGCGUCCCUGGGUGUUAUGUUCUCAGGUGAAUAUGAUGUUUGUGAUGUUACUCUGAGUGUAUAUCCACAGUGGGCAAAAAUAUGCCUGGCCACGGUGGGAAUCGAACCUACGACCUUUGGAAUACUAGCCUAAUGCUCUGCCAACUGAGCUACGCGGUCAGGUCGGUUCGAGCUCUAUAAACUGUGGUUCGAGUGUGUGAUAUUUCGGAACUGAGUCUAGACCCUUCGAUGUCAAUGUAAUCUAGUAAUAUGAUUUUUUCUGUGUUGGUGUUGUGUACUCAGGUGAAUAUGAUGUUUGUGAUGUUACUCUGAGUGUAUAUCCACACUGGGCAGGCUUGAAAAAUAUGCCUGGCCACGGUGGGAAUCGAACCUACGACCUUUGGAAUACUAGCCCAAUGCUCGUGGCCAGGCAUAUUUUUCAAGCUUGCCAAGUGUGGAUAUACACUCAGAGUAACAUCACAAACAUCAUGUCUGUAGUGUAUAUUCGCUCUGCUAGCAGCCGGAGCAUGCAGGUUUGGGACCACAUAGCUUGCGAUUUGCGACCGACAAUAUCGUAUUUUACAACAUUUCGCAACCAAACUUUGCAGUUUUACUAAUUUUAGGACACUCUUUUGAGCUAUAAUGAUAGAUUUCGUCUUUCUUGUUUAGAUAAAAAAUUAGUCGAUAGCUUGAAUCAUUCAUUUUGCCAAUAGGAAAGAUAACUUGGGCCUUAACGACUUGAUAUUUGAUCAAUAAAAUUUGGCCCAGGGAUUUGAAAGACAUUGUUCUAGCCAAAGUUUUGAUCUUAUUUAUCAAACUCUUUGUAGAACUGAUUAUGCGUAAACGUCCACUCAGUGU